This is a messenger RNA of Pistacia vera, 1852 nucleotides long. Its product is annotated as cyclic dof factor 3-like. The transcript is spliced from 2 exons. NCBI's taxonomy places the organism in Eukaryota, Viridiplantae, Streptophyta, Magnoliopsida, Sapindales, Anacardiaceae. Gene Ontology annotation, biological process: regulation of DNA-templated transcription. Gene Ontology annotation, molecular function: DNA-binding transcription factor activity; DNA binding. The coding region runs from base 120 to 1541 and encodes 473 amino acids. The record is from RefSeq and is a predicted model, not a curated record.
AUCAAUAACGCAAACGACACACUACGUUCCAUGCCAACAAAGACCCAAGAAACAAAACAACCUGCAAAUUUUCUCGCGCGUUUUUUUUUUUUCGUUUCCUCUGUUUGGUCGCCAAGAAAAUGCUGGAAAGUAAAGACCCUGCCAUCAAACUCUUUGGCAAGAAAAUCCCUCUGCCUGCAGAUGCCGAGAAUCCGCCCAUCCUCUGUGAGGACUUGUCCUCCCCGGUGACAAAGGAAGUGUUUUCCAGCGAAGGAGAAAAAGAGGAGGAUUCUUCAGGAGGGAAAGCCACUGAGACCACACAACCAGAUGGGACUCCACCUCCAAGUGUAGAUGAAUCAACGGAUCCUGAAGUAUUACCGGACAGUAAUGUAAACCCCAAAACACCUUCCAUAGAUGAAGAAACUGCGAAAUCAAAGUCUUCCAGGACUGAGAAAGUUCAGAAUGACGCUUCCAAUUCACAAGAGAAGACCCUCAAGAAGCCAGAUAAAAUUCUUCCAUGCCCUCGAUGCAAUAGUAUGGACACCAAAUUCUGCUAUUACAACAAUUACAAUAUUAAUCAACCUCGCCAUUUCUGCAAAGCUUGCCAACGAUACUGGACUGCAGGCGGUACCAUGAGAAAUGUGCCAGUGGGAGCUGGGCGUCGCAAGAACAAGAACUCUGCCUCACAGUAUCGUCACAUCACCAUUUCUGAAGCACUUCAAGCAGCCCGUAUUGAUGCUCCAAAUGGAAUACACCACCCUAAUUUUAAAAGCAAUGGCAGAGUCCUCAGCUUUGGCCUAGACGUGCCAAUUUGUGAUUCCAUGGCUUCUGUAUUGAAUCUUGCAGAGAAAAAGGUAUUGAAUGGUACACGAAAUGGUGUUCAUAGUUUUGAAGAACAAGAAAUUCCAGUUCCUUGCAGAGCUGGAGAAAAUGGUGAUGAUUGCUCAAGCGGUUCCUCUAUCACUGUCUCAAAUCCAGUGGAGGAAGGAAUCAGAAAUUGCGUGCAGGAACCCUUAACACGGAAUGUUAAUGGCUUCCCUUCUCCGAUUCCAUGUCUUCCUGGUGUUCCUUGGCCUUAUCCAUGGAAUGCAGCAGUGCCCCCACCUGCCUUUUGUCCUUCAGGAUAUCCUAUGCCAUUCUAUCCAGCGCCAUUUUGGAACUGUGGGGUCCUGGGGACUUGGAACAUUCCUUGGUUGUCCCCCCAAUCUUCUUCAAACCAGAAAGCUCCAAGCUCUAGUCCUAAUUCCCCAACUUUGGGAAAGCAUUCAAGGGAGUCAGACAUGCAUAAACCAGAUGAUAUGGAACAAGAGGAACCAUCAAAACAGAAGAACGGAUGUUUAUUGGUUCCAAAAACAUUAAGAGUUGAUGAUCCAAGUGAAGCUGCAAAGAGUUCAAUAUGGGUAACGCUUGGAAUUAAAAAUGAAUCCAUCACUGGUGGAGGGCUAUUCAAGGGCUUGCAACCAAAGAGUGAUGAAAAAAGUCACAUGGCUGAAACUUCCCCAGUAUUGCGGGCAAAUCCUGCAGCCUUGUCUAGAUCAUUAAACUUCCAUGAAAGGUCUUGAAAACAAGGCUUCUUAUUUUAGGCGAAUUCAACUCGUUAGAGUGACUUUGAAUCUCUUACUGUGAUCCUUUAUGUAUCAUUUUGAUUCACUAGUCUCAUCAGUCAUCGCAUACAAGCUAAUUGACAAAAACGAAAGAGCAGAGAGGGAUAUCUGGUUUUCACUAGGAUAGAGAGAAGCUCUAGGGGGAACUAAUAGUCUUCUUGUAACAAUAUGCACAGGUGCCUUUUGAUGUACUUAGUUUGCUGAGCUUGUGUUUAUGUACAUAUCUUAUUUCGUAUCUGUGAAAUACAGUAUUAGAGUUGCAGAAAAAA